AUGGAUUCAAAAGCCAUACGAAACCAAGCAAAGAAGAGAAGGGUCUUAUUCUCAAAGCGGUUAACUGGCACUGAUAUCAUGAAAAGGUUAGCUAUCCCAACCGAGAGUCUUGCAUUUCUCCCACGUUUUUGUGGAGGCCAUGCCCUGGAAUUGCUGGUUCGGGAUGAGAAUGGGAAGUGCUGGACUUUUGUUUGCUCCAUCCGCAAGACUGGAGCUUAUCAGAAACCGGUUUUUCAACAGGGUUGGCAAGACUUUGUUGUAGCUAAAUGUCUUAACGUUGGUGAUAAGGUAACAUUUUAUGAAGCAGAAGAGGCUGAAGAUGGAAUCAAGAUAUUUGGCUCCAUUUUACCUCAUUCUCGCCAUCGUGUCGAGAUUGUGAGAAAACGAGUCUCCCCUACGCCUAGAGCUUCUCAUCAUUUAGGAUAA
Durio zibethinus is the source of this 426-nucleotide messenger RNA. NCBI's taxonomy places the organism in Eukaryota, Viridiplantae, Streptophyta, Magnoliopsida, Malvales, Malvaceae. The record is from RefSeq and is a predicted model, not a curated record.